Molecule: messenger RNA, 1428 nt
Organism: Chanos chanos (milkfish)
Lineage: Eukaryota; Metazoa; Chordata; Actinopteri; Gonorynchiformes; Chanidae
Gene: trappc13
Product: trafficking protein particle complex subunit 13
Exons: 12
Coding region: 1-1272 (423 amino acids)
Cellular component (GO): TRAPPIII protein complex
Source: RefSeq, a predicted model, not a curated record
AUGCAGGUGAAAGGUCAGUCGAGUUUACCAGACAAAAUGGAUGUCAAUCAGGCUAAACAAGAGCAUCUUCUCGCAUUAAAAGUGAUGCGACUGACAAAACCUACACUCUUCACAAACAUGCCAGUGACAUGUGAAGACAGAGACCUUCCAGGGGAUUUGUUUAGUAAACUUAUGAAGGAGGAUCCAUCUACCAUAAAGGGAGCUGAGACACUCAUGCUUGGAGAAAUGCUUACACUACCUCAGAAUUUUGGAAAUAUUUUCCUGGGUGAGACCUUCUCAAGUUACAUUAGCGUGCACAACGACAGCAAUCAAGUGGUCAAAGAUAUCCUUGUAAAGGCAGAUCUCCAGACCAGCUCUCAGAGAUUAAACCUGUCAGCAUCAAACUCGGCAGUGUCAGAACUCAAACCAGAGUGCUGCAUUGAUGACGUCAUACACCAUGAAGUCAAAGAAAUUGGAACUCACAUCUUGGUUUGUGCUGUCAGCUACACCACUCAGUCCGGGGAGAAGUUGUACUUUAGGAAGUUUUUCAAAUUUCAGGUUCUCAAGCCUCUGGAUGUAAAGACAAAGUUUUACAAUGCUGAGACAGAUGAAGUGUUCCUAGAAGCACAGAUCCAGAACAUCACAACCUCUCCCAUGUUCAUGGAGAAAGUGUCUCUGGAGCCAUCCAUAAUGUACAGUGUCACAGAGCUCAACACAGUGGCCUCAGGGGGACAAGGUGAGUCGACGUUUGGGAAGAUGUCUUAUCUCCAGCCCAUGGACACACGGCAGUAUUUGUAUUGCCUGAAACCCAAGCCUGAGUUUGCUGAGAAGGCUGGAGUCAUUAAAGGGGUGACGGUCAUUGGGAAACUAGACAUUGUUUGGAAGACUAAUCUUGGGGAGAGAGGACGACUGCAGACCAGUCAGCUUCAGAGAAUGGCCCCUGGGUAUGGAGACGUCAGGCUUUCUCUGGAGCUCAUUCCAGACACUGUCAACAUAGAAGAACCUUUUGACAUCACCUGUAAAAUCACUAAUUGCAGCGAGAGGACCAUGGAUCUGGUUCUGGAGAUGUGUAACACCAGGUCCAUACACUGGUGUGGCGUCUCAGGCCGACAGAUGGGCAAACUCAGCCCUGGUGCCUCACUCUCCAUUCCUCUCAAACUCUUGUCUUCUGUUCAGGGUUUACAAAGUAUUUCUGGACUCCGACUGACAGAUACGUUUCUGAAACGGACAUAUGAGUAUGAUGACAUCGCCCAAGUUUGUGUGGUGUGCCCUUACAUAAACCCAGAGAGUUAAACAUCAAAGUACACUCAGCAUCGUAAAGGACCAACCCUUCAUCGCUGUGCACCUCUUUCGUCUUUUACUAAUCCACUAUGAACUGAUCAUGUUUUAAAAAAAAAAAAUGUCAUUUUUAAAAUCCUGAUCAUGAUUUUAAAUGUCUGUACAUGUGAA